Caenorhabditis elegans is the source of this 1759-nucleotide messenger RNA. It is a transcript of the gene cyp-13A6, whose product is annotated as Putative cytochrome P450 CYP13A6. Lineage: Eukaryota; Metazoa; Nematoda; Chromadorea; Rhabditida; Rhabditidae. Gene Ontology annotation, molecular function: heme binding; oxidoreductase activity, acting on paired donors, with incorporation or reduction of molecular oxygen; iron ion binding. The transcript is spliced from 6 exons. The record is from RefSeq and is marked reviewed. Bases 101 to 1657 code for a protein of 518 amino acids.
UUGUUUGUGUCUGACUGUUGUUUCUACCACCGAUACUAUUUAUAAGGUGGUCUACCGAAAAACAUCAAUACGUUUCUUUUUUAUUCCUGAAAAUAAAAACAUGAUUUUCGUUUUAUUAUCUGCAGUUCUACUAGGAGUAUUCACAUACUCCGUAUGGAUCUGGUCAUAUUUUAUUCGAAAGGGCAUAAAAGGUCCACGUGGAUUCCCUGGAAUUGGAAUGUUGAUUCAGACCAUCGAUCAUGAGAAUCCACCGUUUUUAAAGUACAGGGAUUGGACUAAACAAUAUGGUCCUGUUUACGGUUUCACAGAAGGACCCCAACAAACUAUGAUAAUCUCGGAACCAGAGAUGGUCAAUGAAAUAUUCAAAAAACAAUUCGACAAUUUCUAUGGUCGAAAGUUGCGUCCAAUCAUUGGUGAUCCUGAAAAAGACAAACGAGUCAAUAUUUUCUCGACUCAAGGAAAACGUUGGAAACGUCUUCGGACACUGUCAAGUCCAUCUUUUUCCAAUAACAGUCUUCGAAAAGUGAGGAACUCUGUUCAAGAAUGUGGAACUGAAAUUUUAUGGAAUAUUGAGCAGAAAGUGAGGAAGAACGAAGAUAUUGAUAUGUUAAUAGUCUAUCAAGAGUACACUCUGGGAGUAAUUAGUCGCAUUGCUCUUGGCCAGUCUGAAUCGAACAUGUUCAAGAACCCAUUGCUGCCAAAAGUUCAAGCCAUUUUCAACGGUUCCUGGCAUGUGUUCCUUAUCACUGGAAUCUUUCCUCCGCUCGCAGGAGUUUUCAGAAAAAUGUCAAAAAUGCUACCAGCAAGUUUCAUUCCAGCCUUCAAAAUUUUCGAUUUAAUAGAAGUAGCUGUACAGGCAAGAAUUGAUCAGCGAGCUAAAGAUGAGAUAAAAGGAGUUGAGCCAGGAGAACCUCAGGAUUUUAUUGAUUUAUUCCUUGAUGCCCGAGUUCCAGACGUGAAAAUAUUGAGCGGAGAGGCGAAUGAAGAUUUUGCAAAAUCGAGCGUUGUAAAAAUCAACAAGGAGUUGACUUUCGAUGAGAUUAUUGCACAGUGUUUCGUAUUUUUAGCUGCUGGCUUUGACACAACUGCAUUAUCUCUCUCAUAUGCUACAUAUCUUCUUGCAACACAUCCAGAAAUCCAAACAAAAUUACAAGAAGAAGUGGACAGAGAGUGUCCAGAUCCCGAAAUCUUCUUUGAUCAUUUAUCGAAACUGAAAUAUUUGGAGUGUGUAAUGAAAGAAACGUUGAGAUUAUAUCCAUUAGGAACGACAGCAAACACGAGAAAAUGUAUGCGAGAGACAACAAUCAACGGGGUGAAUUUUGAUGAGGGAAUGAACAUUCAAGUUGACACAUGGACACUACAUCACAAUCCAAGAAUUUGGGGAGAAGACGUAGAAGACUUCAAACCCGAAAGGUGGGAAAACGGAGCUUGUGAGCAUUUGGAGCACAAUGGAUCGUACAUUCCAUUUGGCUCGGGACCACGUCAGUGCAUUGGAAUGAGACUAGCUCAAAUGGAGCAGAAGAUUUUAUUGGCUCAGAUUCUCAAAGAAUACUCAUUCAGAACAACAAAAAAUACACAGAUUCCGGUGAAGUUGGUAGGAAAGUUGACACUUUCGCCGGAAAGUGUAAUUGUGAAAUUGGAGCCGAGAGAUUCAUAAUUUUUUGUAAUUUUACAUGUAUAAAAAUUGUCUAAUUAAUAUUUAUUUUACUGAUAUGUUUUAAUUGAAAAAUAGCCAUAAAUAAAUCAAAAUAAAAUCAAA